CGUCUUGUGCCACGCUCUCGCUCGCACGUGUCUGGAACAGAGAGAGAAACGAAUGCUAUAUAAACACGAACGAUGAGAGGAAAAUUACCAUUUACAUCAGAGACAGCAGAGAGUAAGCAUACGAGAUGAGUUCACCCUCCUACAUCCUCCCAGACAGCCCGCCUUCGCAGCAGGUGCUGAACUACUGGCAGCGCAGAGCCGCCGAGAGCUGCGGCAGCUCUUCAGCUGCGGGCGCCUCAGCUCCUGCCUCCACUGCACCACACCGUUCGACAUCGCCAGGGGGUGAGAUGGUGAUUGGAGACAGCCCCGUGCAACGCCUGCGUCCGCCAGCUACGUGGGCUCCGCGCCGAGCUGUGCUGACAACGCUGAGCAACAAUAUUAGGGAGAGACAGGCCAAGAGAAAACUCGAGUUUGAGGAGGGCGAAGUGAGCGGCGAAGAGGAUAGUCUGCUCCCUCAAUCAAAGAAACGUAUGCCGGAACAGGAGGAUCCUCCCUCGUCCCCUGAUAAAGGAGGCUGA
This is a messenger RNA of Nilaparvata lugens (brown planthopper), 518 nucleotides long. RefSeq lists its product as uncharacterized. NCBI's taxonomy places the organism in Eukaryota, Metazoa, Arthropoda, Insecta, Hemiptera, Delphacidae. The record is from RefSeq and is a predicted model, not a curated record. The transcript is spliced from 2 exons. Bases 126 to 518 code for a protein of 130 amino acids.